This is a messenger RNA of Ooceraea biroi (clonal raider ant), 11429 nucleotides long. RefSeq names its product Rabconnectin-3A. NCBI's taxonomy places the organism in Eukaryota, Metazoa, Arthropoda, Insecta, Hymenoptera, Formicidae. Gene Ontology annotation, biological process: vacuolar acidification. Gene Ontology annotation, cellular component: RAVE complex. The record is from RefSeq and is a predicted model, not a curated record. Gene Ontology annotation, molecular function: protein binding.
AGGCCAGCCAGUCAAUGACGUAUCGUCCCCGCAGCCAGUAGCCGGUCGCGCUUUGAUCAGCCAGUUAGCCAGCCACUGCGCGGUGAGAAAUGUGGCAACGCCGCUCUUGAGGGGCCCGAUUUAAAGAUGGCCGCGCCGCGGUCGUCCGCUCGUCGUGUCGCGUCAACCUCGAGACGUUCUUCCGGGAUUGUCGAGCUCGCUGAGUCAAAUUGAACGACGGAUCAGUCGACAUCGGUGGUGCCUGCACGAGGAUUCGACUGUGUACUCUGUCGCGAGCGGCGGAUCACGCCGUACGAUGAUCUAACGUCAUCGUAAGCGUACGUACGUCACCGGGCGAACAUGAAUUGUCAUCAGAUACUGAGCGGCGCCUGCAAUGCGGGCGAUCGCUGCUACGCCGUCGGCUCCGUCGAGGGAAUCUCCUUCACGGCGUAUGCUGCUGGCUGUAAUAUUGUGAUUUUGGCCAACAAUUUUGAACGAGUUCAGAUAAUCCCUGGAGCUGUACACAACUAUAUUAGAAUCAGUUGUCUGGACUGCAGUACCGACACAGGAAAGAUAGCUGCUGCUUAUGAAAAUCAAGUUUGCAUAUUUGAACCAACGCCGCUUAUACACAGCACUUGCUCACAUCAAUUGGAAUACAGAUGGGUUCAAACAGGAAGUCUGCAAACAGAAUCAAACAUCACCUCUCUGUCAUGGAAUUUAGAAGGCACAAGACUGUUAACAGGUGGCGAGUUGUUACAAUUGUGGCAUCAAAAUAUCAUGCCGUUUCAAGAAGAGCACGCAAUAUUACCUACAGCUACAAAACCAAAAACAUUACAAACAGAAGAAGCAAGCACUACUGGAAGCAAUCAUAAUGUUACGGCAAACACUUCUCAGGAUCCUGGUACGGUAACGUUUUCGAUUGGAGGAGAAGCUGAGAGCCCCGGACCUGGAGACACAUCCAAUGAUCCAGGCGGAUGGAACUGUGUAUGGAAAUGUCGUACGGCCACACCAGUCCAUCUUAUGAGUUUCAGUCCUGAUGGUACUCUAUUCGCAACAACAGGAAUGAAUGAUAGAUUGGUUAAAAUAUGGUUCGAGAAUAAACAAUUAUUUCCAGCAAGAAGUAUAGAUCAUACAAAUUUCUGUCAGUCCGUGAGUAACGACAAUUAUAGUUUCGUUUAUGUUGCACACCCACGUGCAGUAACUCAUCUCUCCUGGCGCAAGACAAGUAAAUACAUGCCGAAAGGCUCCGUAUCCAAUAUGCUGGUCACCUCGUGUCGUGACAAUAUCUGCCGAGUGUGGGCAGAGACGAUACCUCCCGAGAUCGAAGGUUUAGCUAAUAUGAGCCAGUUUGAAGGUUCCGAUAGGCAUGGUCAUCAUGGAAAACAUCGUCAUCAUAACAUGCACAAGCACCGAUUUAUGCAACGUCUCAAGCACAUGAAAACGUGUUUUCAUAUUCGACGACAUGCCAAGCAGCAACAUCAAGCUGGACAUACGCUGGCACCGACUCUACCAACUCUCCCAUCUACGUAUUCUGUACAUGAUUUUCAUAAUAAUUAUCAAACCUCUGGUCAUUAUCCGGGAAUGCAUUUUCACUUAGCAGCUAGCAUCAAUGCAGAAACUGUAUACGUUCAUGUUAUAGAUAUACCGCUAGUACCAAGCCUAAUUACCGGAGAUCCUGAAAGAGAACCGAAUUUUAUCUUACACUGGCUAAAUAAUAAAGAAAUGCACUUCACCAUGCAAGCCGAGAACAUAUUGCAGGAGUUAACGCGUAAGGUAGUGGAGAAGGAGGAAGGUUUACAGCACCAGGAUGCUGAACACGUGGAACAUGAUUCCGAGGAUGAGUGUACGAAAAAGGGAGUUCGGCUGCAAACGCAAGCCCAAAAGCAAGUCGUCGGUGGACGAUCAAUGAGCCAAGAAGAUCACAGUAGUGAUGAACAUCACACCGCACAUACUACCUCAUCUCAUCACAGUCUGGUACACAGCGUGCAUUCUCAUCCAAGUCUUAGCAAUACAACUUCCAUCAAUUCCAUAGCAACAGAUGCAACGUCCACCAUGAACCAUGCACCAGACUCACUGGAUACGAAAAUAGAAACGCUGUUACGCGAUUGGCAUCAUAAUCCGGACUUGCUAUUCUCGAUACAUCCGAUAGACGGCAGUUUUUUGAUCUGGCACAUUGAAUGGCUGGACGAAUAUCAUCCCGGAUCCUUCCGACAAGCGCAAAUCUCAUUUUCCACUCGUAUUCCGAACGCGUUCCCGCUCGGCGAUGCGUCAACAAUGAGUCACAAUGUGUCGAUGUACUCUCACAACACCGGUGGGCCCUUGCUGAAUAUCCGCGAAGUCGCGAAAUCGUCGUCGAAGCCGGCCGAUCCCAGCGAAGUCGCAACGCCUUUACCUAGUCUUAUAGAACAAGAUGAGGAGCAAUCCACUCUGACUUCGAAGACGGGUCAGGAAUUAUUGAAAAAUCUGGAGAACGCGAACGAUCAGAAUCAAACGAAAACUGAAGGCAGCGCAUUAGAGAGCAAUAAAAAUGGGCAGGAUGCAGAUCUGUUGGCUCAUCCUAGUCCGAUUGUUUCGAUGGUGUCGAAGCACUCCAAUGGCACUCUGAAUUUAUGGCAGUUGACGUUCGCGGAUAAAACGAAAUUCUCACAAGUUCUGAGCAUAGGCCACGCGUGCAGGGCUUCCGGGCACCGUUUCCGCGUGAACGAUAUCACUUGUCAUCCCGUUCUGCCUCUGCUCGUAACGACCUCCCAUCAUAACAUACCGGAAUUUUCCGGUACACAGUCCUCAGAGUCUAUCGAGACCGUGAGCGGCAGCAAACACGAUACCUGUAAGGGUAAAGACAUCAUGUCGCCUACUGGCUUUUGCAGCGAAUUGAUAUUGUGGCGAGUAGACGCCGUGGGACCUCUGUCAAAGAGCGGCGGAGUUUCCGAAUUGGCGCGUAUCAACUCGCCCGAAAUAUCGGCAUUCAGUAAUGUAGCUUGGAUCCCGACAUUAUUGCCGAGCACGACACUGGGAAACUUGUCUAACUCGCCCAGUGCCUGCUUCGUAGCCAGCGACGGGGAGUGCCUAAGGGUCUACCAGGCUGUCAUCGAUGCCAGAACGUUACUGGCGGAAGUAUCGAUCAGCGAAAGAAGAAGUAGAAUGAUGGAUUCGAUGGCCAGUCUUUCGACGGACAUGUCGUCGGACGACGGCAUCAGGCACUCCAUCCACGACAGAAUAAAAAUAGUGUCACAACAGUCGACCGCAAGACCGGGAUGCGUUAUACAGCUGGACGCUAUUGCCGACGCCACGCACGAUUGGCAGAACACGCAGUUUCUUCAUGUCUUUCAAGAACAACUGAUCACCGGUGAGAGAAACGAUGAGAAGCUACCUGGCGUCGACACGUCGUCCAACGAUUUGGGGCUGAUGGAAUCGACAUUAGAUGCCAUGGUGGAUUUACAACAGUCGGCGAUCUUCGAGGAGCCGUUCUACAUAGUGGUUCUCGAACGUACGCAACAGGGCACUACCGUGCAUAUGUGGCGACUGGUGAUAGCGUCGCAACCGGAAAGUACUGGCUUAUCGGGUUCGAUGAUGUACGUACCGGAUUCCCAUUUGGUCCAGGACGAGGACGACGAAGGUACACCUGGUAGACUGGGCCACGAAGGCAGACGAUCACGUAGAACUAGUCAGACUGGCGGUCGGAGUCGACGUGAAAGCCAGGCCGAUUUCGAUUCGACAUUUCUCCCCCGUCGCCAUCAGAGUCAUGUUCUUAUCACCACUACGAAAGUUUGCACGCAGGAAUUGCCGUUACCUGACGGAGUUGAGGUAAUUCAUGCCGCACCUGCUGCGGGACAUUUGAGUAGCUCGUCGAUUUAUCCCGCCUGUUUUGCGCCAUACAUUAUUGUAACAGCGUGCAGCGACAGCACCGUGCGCUUUUGGAAGUGUAAAGUAACAAAGAAGCCGGACGACAAGCUAGAUUACGAGUGGUGCGAAUGGGAGAUGACGAGGAAAGAUCAGGAAUCCACUAUCGACAUCACCGGCCAGCCGUUGAACAUAAGCGCGGCCUACAGUGGGCGCAUCGCCUGCGCUUACAAGUAUGGAAAGUCGUUUACGCGUCCUACGAAAAACGAUCCGGAUUCGCGCUACGUGAACCUCUGUGUCGCCAUAUACGAGUGCGAGAGCACGGGCGGCAGCGAGUGGAUCCUCGAGGACACGAUCCACCUGAAAAAUAUCCAUCUACCGAGAAUACCAGUCGAUCAGCAUCUGGAUCUCAGUUAUUUGUACGACAGUAGAUUUUUGCAAAAGAAACAGCGGCUCACUCAGGUGUUGCAGACUCUCAGCCACGAGGAUAUACGGUCCUCGAGAAACGGGGAAAACGGCGAUUCAACGAAAGCGAACGCUGGCUUAUUAGCAGUUCCGUCGUUCAGUACUCUGCAAUCUUUACGCAAGUCGAUCAUAGAGAAUGGUAACACAUGUCCGCUCACGCAGAAGCAUCUGGUACAGCUUGAUUGGGUCUCGAAAGAAGAUGGUUCGCAUAUUUUGACCGUGGGCGUCGGGUCCAAGAUCAUGCUAUUCACUCCUGUAUGUUCGGAUUUGGCGCAAGCUAAUAUGAAGGCAAUGAAGGAAUCUCAGAGUAACAAUAGACCGAUAUUGAGAAAGACCUCAUCACUGGCUCAACCACAAUUCGUUGAUGAGAUUCGGUGGAUGAAGUUGCGCAAGAUCGAACUGAUGACGGCGGACGGCCUACCACCCCUGCCUAUGCAGAUAUCCUGGGUACGCGAUGGCAUCCUGGUUGUAGGCAUGGAUUCCGAGAUGCACGUGUACUCGCAGUGGAAGCCGAAUCCGAAGAACGAUUGCUUCCACUCGAAUCUGCAGCAUCAAGAGUCCGAUGAGUUUCAGGCGAGUCGCAACUUACGCGACGAGGAUCUGCGCACAUUAGCACACGAGACGUCUCAACGGCGAUUGGCGAAUGUGUCUUCCAUGCCGCAUCUGUCGCGCGUUAGCAGCAUCAAUCUGACGAUGUUGGACGCUAAGAAGAAACGCGGUAUACAAACUGAAAACUUGAGUUUCGACUACAUGCCGGAUUACGGAUUGUUCGAGGCAUCACGGAUAGCUUGCCCGGUUUUGCCACAGUAUCAUCCCAAGCAGUUGAUGGAGCUGCUAAACUCAGGGAAGAUCAGAUGGGUGAAGGCUAUAUUGGCGCAUUUGGUGCGAUGUAUAGGCAGCUCCUGUUCCCUACGGGCGGAUGAUGAAAACCUAGUGAAACAGCGCAGUGGAUGGUCACGAUCGAGGACAAUGUCGGUAAGUUACGUGGGCACAACGUCGCCGCUCGAACCAAGGGGCUCAACUACGCAAAUCCCGGAGGAAUUGACGCUGGAUUACGCAGAGAUCACGUCCAUCUCCCCGCUUCCAUUGUGGACCCUACUGAUGGCCGAUAAAGAAACCAAUCUGCCCCAUCAGCAGAACGAGGACAAGCACGAUUACAACGAAUUAUUCGACAGUAAUGUGGACGAGGGAGAAUCGUUGGACGAUAUGUUAGACGAGGAUUAUGAGCGUUCGCGGCAAAAGGAUAGACGAUCUUCGGUGCCAGAAAGGCAAGGAAUAUCCCACUUCGGUCCUAGGCAGGGCAGACUGUUGUCGCGUCUCUUGACUCACACUCAUCUCCCAGGAUUGUCUAGUCUCGAUCAGAUGCAUCUGCUCGCCCUGGCGGACACCGUGUCGACGUGCAACGUCGAUUUCGCAGAAAGAUUCGCAAUUGACGCGGCAAAAAACGCGAUCGCCAAAGAGAAUCUAACGGGUAUUCCGGACGGCGAAACUGUCUCUACCGAUUCGUUGGAUGACUGCGGCCUCAGAUUCCUGUUGGCAAUGAAGCACUAUAAUUAUCUGAUACGCUGUCUGCCGCUGGCGCAAAGAGCGCAAUUUCAGAAACAGGGUAUAGCAUCGAACAAUCUCGUGUGGGCGUUCCAUUCCGAAUCUGAGGAAGAGUUGCUGGGAUUAAUACCUUCUUAUGCCAAAGGUCAACCAAAGUGGUCCGUGCUGAAGGAACUCGGCGUGGGCUGGUGGAUCAAGAGUAAUACGGUGCUUAAAAAAUGCGUAGAAAAAAUAGCGAAAGCUGCUUUCCAGCAUAAGCAGGAUCCUUUAGACGCGGCAAUCUAUUACUUAGCGAUGAAAAAGAAGAAUUUAGUAUGGGGUCUGUUUAGAAAUAAACGGGACGACAGGAUGACGACCUUUUUCUCAAAUAAUUUCGCCGAAAACCGGUGGAGGAAGGCGGCUCUGAAGAAUGCUUUCGCUCUGCUUGGAAAGCAACGAUUUGAACAUGCGGCGGCGUUCUUUUUGCUAGCUGGUGCGCUAAAGGACGCUAUCGAUGUGUGCUUGAGUAAACUUAACGACAUUCAGCUCGCGAUGGUAAUAGCCCGGCUUUACGAAAACGAUACGUCGUCGCCUAACAUGAGAAGAUUGUUGUACGAGGAGAUCCUAGGCUGCGACAAAGAUGGACAAAAUCAAGAUAUGAGCAAGGUACAUCCUGAUCCUUUCUUGCGUAGUAUGGCCCUAUGGAUUUUAAAGGAUCAUUCCGGUUCGCUUAACACUUUACUUCUGACCAAUGUCGGUCACAUGCAUCCACAAUAUAACGAUGAGUCUGACAAACCGGAGGGAACGACGGCGAAUCCAAAUGUUUUCAAUUUCUACGUUUAUCUUCGUACACAUCCAUUACUAAUCAGACAAUACAUUGCGGUCACCGCGCAAGAUAAGAAGAAGGGACAUUCAGUAGUGAUAUCGGGCUUCAGUUACGGCACGGAGACGAAGAGUCAACCAGACAAACAAUUAAUGUUAGAAGACACCAUUACUCCGUUGGAAAGGCAGCUGUACUUUACAACAGCACACGCACACUUUAAGGCUGGCUGUCCAGCUCUCGCUCUUGAGGUUUUGUCCAAACUACCAAAUAAAGUAAUGGAUACAAAUGGCGAGGAUUCUCCUAGCUUACUAAGCAGUCCAAAUAAGUCCAAAGCUCAGGAUACUCAAAUAGAUACCGGUAUUAUUAACUGGGGAAAUACAUCAAAUGGAAUAAACGACAAUAAAGAAACAGCCACCGCUGUAGAUUGGGGUACGCCGUCAUUUGACUGGUCUCAGAGUACUAAGCGCAUGGAAGAGGAUAAACUAGAAUUAAACUGGGACGAUGAUGAAGUGGGCGAAAGCGAGGACAUCGAUAGUCCUCCCAUGAGCAUGAAACUCGACAAGAAAAAAGAGGAUAAAAUAGAGCAUAAAACAGAGGAUGAUAACAAAGACGCGGCAAAGUCAGCUGGUCAAUUGGACAUUAUGGCACAGCAAUUGAAAUUCGUUGCUUGCUUGAAGAUCUUAAUGGAGGAACUGUCUACGUUAGCAACAGGUUUUGAGGUGGACGGUGGUCAAUUGCGAUAUCAAUUGUAUGUGUGGUUGGAGCGAGAGGUUGAUGCACUGAGACAGCUUUGCAGCUAUAGCACUAACGCAGAUGGAGAUGUGAACAACGCAUCAGAGUAUGAAGGUGGUAUGGUUGAUGAUGUUCCUCCAUACAAACCUGGUGAGCAACCAACAUUACAUCAGAUACUAGUGGCAGAAAAAUUGGACUUUGAAGCUAAAGUACAGAGAGCUGCUAAAAGAAAGAAAUGGCUGAAAGCUAACGAAACGUUAUUGAGGACACUGUUAUCAUACUGUUCGUUGCAUGGUGCAUCGGGUGGAGGCCUAGCAUCAGUAAGAAUGGAAUUGGUGCUUUUGCUACAGGAAUUGCAACAGGAGAAGACUCAACAACAAUUGCUCAGUCCCCUUCCUUUCCCCACUACGUUACCUCUGUUAAGCGCCAGUGUUGCUUGCAAUAAGACCGUCGUGGCUGAUCCGGUUCGACACUUGCAGUCUCACGCACAUGAUAUGCUGCAAACAUUGGUAGAACUGCGCAAUCCGCCGAUGCCUAAUAGAAACACGCACUACUGUGAAGUAUUUAUUAUGAGGGACUUAGCGGUGGCGCUUAGCGCUUGUAUUUAUCAGUCGCUCUGUGACUCGGAUACGUUCGUUAUGAAACAUCAUCAGCCGGAAAGUUUCCCGGCUGUUGCCGAAGUGGAAACGUUCUCGGGUGGCCAUUUAGUUGCCUCGAACAGAUAUCACCGACGAUAUUCGACAGACGAUGGUGUAUGCAUAACUACGUCGCCUUCUAAGUGGCCAGGAGUCACAAAUUUGCGCGCAUUGCUAGCUAGGGAGAAAGACGAAGACACCCCGAAGCUGAACAUUUUGCUCUGCGAGGCUUUCGUGGCGACGUACAUGAGCCUUUUUAUCUACGCUUUGUCCAGUUGCGAUAGCCAUAUCUUGUACAGACUAGUAGGACAACACUUUGACAAUAAUACAUGGUCCUGCCUCUUUGGCGGUGGAGUCAAGAAAUUGUUGCGCGUAGCAAGUACUAGUAGCCAGGGCGGUAGUACGACUAACAUCGAACGGGGCGAUAGCGUAGCGAGCGAGAUCCAAAGCACCGCCAGCGGCGUAUGGAACACCAUGACGUCAUUGACUAAACAGCGCGUCAAGCUUAACAUGAAGCUGUUGGGGCCAUUUACGGGACAACAACCGAAUAUGAAGGAAGAUAAACCUACGUACAGAGAACAAUUUGUUUCGCCCCAAAUGAGCAUGAUUUCUUAUUUUCUCAUGAAGCCACGCAUAGAGACCGAAUACGCGGACGAAAUUGAUUAUGAUUCCUCUGAUUCUGCGGUCUCGGACUUGGAUUCUACAGACGACGAGGAGGACGUAUUCGAUACGAAUACAAAGCCAAAGAGCAAACCAAAGGAUAAUACAGAACAUAGCAAUUCUAAUUCGUACAGUUGGAGCGUUAUGAGAUUAGCAAUAGUUAAAAUACUACAACAACAAUUGCAAGAUUUUCUGACUGUCGCCGGCAUAGAAAUGCAAGAAUUACCUGUAAGUAGUCCACUAAUCCACGGUACACUGGGCAUUGUUGCACAGUGGCAAGAUUCCUUACGCGAAGAAUUGGAACUUAAGGGUCCACCAGCAGCGACUUACAUACCUGGCUGUGCACCAGAUCCUUCUCCUACACCUGGAAAGCCAGCGAUUCAUAAGUAUCGAUCCUUAUUGGAAAAAGGAAACACACCCUUUAACACACGAUUGGCGUCUGCAGCACCUGCCAAUCGCUUAUGGUGUUACCUAGUUAGACAGGAAUUGGUACAAGAUAUUUUCAUUCGCGCAGUGUUUGGCAAACGAAGAUCCCUGUCAACAAUACUUGAAAGUGCCCAAUCGAUCGUUGACGGUGUACAUCGAGGAACUGGAGAGGAUAAGGGUAGUGACAGUGGUACUACAAGCUUGCCAGAACCAGUUAGAAUUAUUCACAAAGAACAAGAUAGCAUCAGUGCCUUCUGUCUUAAUCAGGUAAAUCCAGGUUUAAUGGCCCUUGCUACACCACGGGAAGUGCAAGAAAUGAACAUUUCCUUGCUCCUAGAACUUCCAUCGUGGCUGGAAGAUGAAUGUGAAUUCGAUAUUAUUAACUUGAAUAAGCAACCUGAUCCAGAACCUGUACAGCCAACCAGUUUCUUAGUCAUACAAACAGCAGCAGAUCGUCCGUUGCUGGCACAGAGUCCUCAGACGAACAGUCCUCAGCCUCACUCAGGUAUAGCCAGUCAAAGUGGACGUGGCGCGAGCGUGAUGAAGGGGAUGCCUGCUUUUCCUGGCUCCCACGACCUGCGUUUCUGUCAAUUUGUUGCUGAUAGGAGCAAACACUUGUUAAAGCCGAUUCUGAAGCACAAAAUCGAUGGAAUUAGAAGAAUUUCUUCACAUCCGCUUUUACCGCUUUAUUUAACCGGAUCACAAGAUGGCUCUGUGUCGUUAUGGGAAUGGGGACACCAGACAGCUGUCGCUACUCCAAGAGCGCCUGGAACCUUCGCUAAAGUGACCCGCGUGCGAUUUUCUCAACACGGCAACAAAUUCGGCGUGGCCGAUUCCGAUGGUCAUCUGAGUCUAUUUCAAGUUGCCUGCCGCGAAGGAACGGCUCGACCAUUCUUCACGUAUCAAUGCCACAGUAAAGUGACCUCGGACUUUGUCUUCCUCGGCGCGUGCAGUCUCGUAGCCACCGCAGGUCACGGCUCGGAAGGCCGGAAUGUAGCAUUGUGGGACACACUGCUUCCACAAAACAAGUCUCUUGUACAAGGCUUCAUGUGUCAUGAACAAGGAGCGAGUGCGUUAAUACUGGCGCCGCAGCAUCAAUUGCUGAUCAGCGGCGGCAAGAAGGGUGACAUUAACAUAUUCGAUGUGCGACAGCGGCAACAAAGGCACAGGUUCCAAGCGCACGAAUCGGCUAUAAAGUGUUUAGCGCUUGAUCCACACGAGGAAUUUUUCGUCAGUGGAGCAGGUGAUGGUGACAUUAAGAUAUGGGGGUUGACCGUCCAUUCCCUCUUGUACUCAUUUCCUGGUGAGCAUCCACGGUCCAGCUUCUUCAAGAACAUAGGACAGGGUGUUACCCAGUUACACGUGGACUCCGCGGGUCGACUGUUCUCAUGCGGAGCGGAUGGUUCGAUGAAAGUCCGUCAACUGCCAGAACGCGAUUGUGUAGUACAAGCGCUUUAUUAGGGUUAAAAAAAAUGGAGGGAGAUGAUAAGAGAAAUUAAUAAACCGUGUAAUUAUGUUAUUUAAGAGAGCCGAUAUUUAUUGAUUAUAUACACACACACACACACACACACACACAACACGAAUUGUUAAAAAGAAAUCUACGCAAUUCUCAUCGCUGUUGUACGAUAUACUACUCUUACAUACAGACCGUGCAAACGAUGCGGUAUCCUUUUGCAUGGCUAGUGUGUUGUGACAAGCUAAUUGAAUGUUAUUUAUAAAAAUUAUAUAUAUAUAUCGUUUUGUCAAGUACUACUUUACGACACGGUAAGGUAAAAAGUUCCGCACGAAUAUUGUUGUUGUUUAAAACUGAAGCUCUUACAUAGUCCAAACAUAGCAAAGUUGUAAUCUUAGAACGAUAAACGACUCAAAAUGUUUCCCGGUCUAAAGGAAAAAAAAAGAAAGAAAGAAACCAAAGCAGCGAAAAAUACAAAUAUACGAACCGUAGUAAACCGAAAACGAAUGCGAUAUUUAGAACGGCUGUAUUUUCCCUAAAGUGUAUUUCGUAUAUGAGGCAGCAUAUGUAUUGCUAAUGAUCAUUCCUUUCUCAUGAAAGUAAUAUUAAACAAUUCGAGAUAAAUGAUAUGUAAUCUACGUACCUUCAUAUUUUAAUAUGUAAUAUAUAUAUAUAUAUUUAUAAAUCAGUUAAUGAUUCUACUGUUUAUAGCGGCAGAUAAUUUAAAGACGAUUUAGCUGAUCUUUAUAGUAGCUAUUGACUAAUAAAACGAGAUAUUUCUUUAUGCUACAGAGAUAUUGCGAUUUCUGUGUAUUAUUUGUUGAACUAGAGACAAUGUGUGCAAUGUAAGUUAUUGUUCUACAAUACAGUUCGAUGAAUUGGUUCAAACAAA